GUUGAUUUGACAGAGGGGCGAUAUCUGUUAUCCUCUGCUUCGGAUGCAUCAGUUGCUGUUUAUGACGUCCAACGUGCAACUGAUUAUGACGGAAGUGGUCUGAUUGCAAAGCAUAAGCCCAUAGUUGUGGUUGACAAGCAACACGAACAGGGGCACAAGUAUGCCAUUUCCACAGCCAUCUGGUAUCCAAUUGACACUGGGCUUUUCAUCACGGGCUCAUAUGAUCAUUACAUUAAUGUUUGGGAUACUAACACUACUCAGGUGGCAGUUAAUUUCAAAAUGCCUGGAAAAGUGCACAAGACUGCCAUGUCUCCCGUGGCAACCUCACACAUGUUGAUUGCUGCUGGAACUGAAGAUGUUCAAGUUCGUCUCUGUGAUAUUUCUUCGGGUGCAUUUGCUCACACUUUAUCUGGCCAUCGUGAUGGAGUAAUGUCAGUCGAAUGGUCUGCUUCUAGUGAGUGGGUUUUGGUAACAGGGGGAUGCGAUGGUGCCAUUCGCUUUUGGGACAUCAGGCGUGCAGGAUGCUUUCGUGUUUUAGAUCAGUCCCAUUCUCAGCUUGGAAGACGCCCCACUCUACUUACACGUUCUGUUACAAACAAGAGUUCCACGCUAAAAUCAUCUUCAGUAGGCCCAAGUUCAUCUGCAAAAGGCCGGCCAUCUCAUAAGAAAAUGGGGAAUGGUAUGAGUAUCAAACAGUCUGCAAUAGCUAGACAAGUGAGGGGAGCUGGAAAACAGAGACUACAUCCAGGGAUGCUGUCUAGUCAGGAUAGAGCCACUGCUCAUUAUGGUGCUGUCAACGGACUAAAAGUUACCAAUGAUGGAAUGUAUCUUCUUAGUGCAGGUUCUGAUUCUAGGUUAAGGUUAUGGGAUAUCGAAUCUGGUUGCAAUACACUUGUAAACUUUGAAACAUCACGACUACAGGCCACCAAAGCUAUACAAUUAGCCAUCUCUCAUGAUUCAAAACUUGUAUUUGCGCCGUGUAUGUCAACAACUAAGGCAUUUGAUUUGUGGUCGGGCAAGACGAUGAUGGAUUUACGUGGACACUAUGAAAAUGUGAACUGUUGUCUGUACAGUGCACUGGACCAGGAACUAUACACGGGUGGAAAUGAUCGGAAAAUUCUCGUGUGGUCUUCAAGCAAAGUCGCUACUGAAGAAUUGGAGGGCAGGGACGGGCAAGCUUUUGCGAUCGAUCAAGAUAAUUGGAGUGACUGAAUACCUCACAAAAGCUUGGAGGUUCCAUGUCAAGUUUAUAGUUUUCUUCGUUCUUUUAGAACAUUCUCUAUUAACAUCUUCCCGCUGUCCUUUGCUUGAAGAAAGAUGUAAUAAGUCAGAACAUGUGUGUUUCUAGUUGAAUGUAUUAAUCCAAAACAGAACAAACGCUCUGUUUGUCGAAUCAUGCGGAAUGGUUCUCCUAAAAGAUAAGUUUUGCUGUUAUUCAGAAAUUUCGAGAAA
Molecule: messenger RNA, 1452 nt
Organism: Nicotiana tabacum (common tobacco)
Lineage: Eukaryota; Viridiplantae; Streptophyta; Magnoliopsida; Solanales; Solanaceae
Source: RefSeq, a predicted model, not a curated record